Molecule: messenger RNA, 6281 nt
Organism: Melanotaenia boesemani (Boeseman's rainbowfish)
Lineage: Eukaryota; Metazoa; Chordata; Actinopteri; Atheriniformes; Melanotaeniidae
Gene: ephb4a
Product: eph receptor B4a
Exons: 17
Coding region: 860-3817 (985 amino acids)
Biological process (GO): axon guidance; cell surface receptor protein tyrosine kinase signaling pathway; central nervous system projection neuron axonogenesis
Cellular component (GO): neuron projection; plasma membrane
Molecular function (GO): protein binding; transmembrane-ephrin receptor activity; ATP binding
Source: RefSeq, a predicted model, not a curated record
UUGAUACGGUGACGAACUCCGCGUUGACCAGCUUACAACAGUCAGUCUUCAGAGCUGCUCUAGAAAAUAACUUUUAUUUUCCGCUGUUGUUUGUCCAUUCUGCGCUCUUCUCCUUUGAGUAAAACAGACAUUUUUUAAUACGGUUCCGGUCUAAUUUAGCCACCUAACAGGCCGGGUUAGACGUGUCGCGCUAUAUCCCCACCACCUUUGGUGGAUUAUUUUUUUUUAAUUGAAUUUAAAUUUUUCCUACCCCAAGGUUAAAUAUUUUAGUAUAUGAGAGAUUGUUAAGGUCAGGCAAAGCACACAUUGCCGGACUUUUUCCUCGAACAAGUCGACGGAAUGUGAGAAAAGGUACGAAGUGAUUUAUAUUAAUCUUUGCAACUAUACCAGAUAUGCAGUGAGGUGCCCUGGUUUCUGCUACAGCCUGCUGUCACCGAGCUGAGAGGAGAAGUCGUGCGUAGUGUUGUUUUAUUUUUUUAUUUUUUAUUUUUUCAUUAUUGUUUUGUUUUUUAAGCCGAGCAUUCACGUUUUAACAAUGAGCCCAGUGUGCUGACAGAAGGACUGGGGUGGGAGAGGGGCUACAACGCCAGACUUGUUUUCUGCUGAGACUUUAACCAGAGCACAAAGUUGGAUAACUUUCCUGUAUCUCACUAUUACAGGGUUUACAUCCAGACAGGUAAACGUGCUCGAUACAGAAAAAGUGAACUGAUAGCCUCAUUUGGCACAAGUGUGAGGCUUUUCUGAACUGGAGUCCACUUUAAAUGCGGACUGGUUUGCGAUCAGUGAGUGCACAGCCGAGCUGCCAGUGCCACUUGGCUUUUAAUCCGAGUCCAUUCAUUUUUUACCACCUAAUAACAUCAUGGAGGUGAUGUUCAGGAGCAUUCUCCUGCUGGGUUGCAUCCUCCUGGACUGGACUCUGCUUGCUGCUGCAGAAGAAGAGGUCCUUAUGAACACCAAGACAGAGACGUCUGAUCUCAAAUGGACCAUCUUUUCACAUGCCAAACCAGAGUGGGAGGAAGUAAGCGGUUUAGAUGAGGAGAACAACAGCGUGAGGACCUAUCAGAUCUGCCAAACAGACAGUUCAUCCAGCCACUGGCUGCGCAGUGGCUUCAUCCAGAGACGAGGAGCGUCUCAGGUUUACGUGGAGCUUCGAUUCACCAUGAUGGAGUGUUCCUCCAGGAACAUUCAUCACCGGAGCUGUAAGGAGACUUUCAACCUUUAUUAUUACCAGGCAGACUCCAAUGAGGCCACAGACACCUACCCACCCUGGAUGGAGAACCCUUACACCAAGGUGGACACAGUGGCUGCAGAUUUUCUACUUAGGAAGGGUGGAGAGCGGAAAUUUAACGUAAAGACACUAAGACUCGGCCCUCUGACCAAGAGAGGCUUCUACUUGGCCUUUCAGGCUCAGGGCGCCUGCAUGGCCCUGCUGUCUCUGAGGGUGUUUUUCAAAAAGUGUCCUCCACUGGUCAGUGCUCUGUCCUCCUUCCCUGAAACUGUUCCCCGUUCCCUAGUGCAAGAAGCACAGGGUUCAUGUGUGGAGCAUGCCGCUCAGCAGGGGCCCCGAUCUCGGCCGCCUAAGCUCUUCUGUGGUGAAGAUGGCCAGUGGGUAGGACAGCCAACGACGUCCUGCACCUGCCUACCUGGAUUUGAACCAGCUGAGGGACAAACACGCUGCACAGCCUGUCCUGUGGGUCAGUUCAAGUCAAACACAGAGGGACAGUGUAGAGGCUGUCCAGGAUUUAGCCACGCCACCAUCAGAGGUGCAUCAGAGUGUGCAUGUCGCUCUGGGUACCUACGUGCAGAAUCGGACACACCCGACACCCCAUGCACCAGAACUCCCUCAGCUCCACGCGGCAUCAUUCCCCAGAUCAACGACACCACACUCAGCCUGGAGUGGAACGAGCCUCUGGACAACGGCGGUAGAAAAGACCUGAGCUACGCUGUCGAGUGCUUUGUAUGCAGGUCACCCAAGGGGUCGUGCCUCCCCUGCGGAGACAGCGUCAGCUACCGUCCAGUUCAGGACAACCUGCUGGGUCGCAGAGUGGAAGUGUGGGGCCUGCUGCCUCACACCACAUACACCUUCACCAUCCAGGCGCUCAAUGGGGUGUCUCAGCUCAGCGGCAAAGAGCCUGCAAGUGAAAGUAUCAACAUCACAACAAGCCAUGAUGUGCCGUCGCUGGUGUCUAACAUUCGUAAGAGUGACUCCACAGAGAGCAGUCUGACCCUGCACUGGUCAGUCCCAGCUCAACCACACUACAACAUCCUACAGUACCAGCUACGCUACUGUGAGAAGGAGAGACGAAGUGAUGAUCAGUGCUUCUACACAGAGAGCAACAAAAACCAGGUCGUGCUGACGAAUCUCCGCAGGGCCACUCAGUAUGAAGUGCAGGUUCGGGUACGCACCUUAGCGGGUUAUGGCAGCUUCAGUCCUGCAGCCAUCUUCCACACCCUGCCUGAUGGACAUGACUCUGCCACUCAGUUCUUGGUACCUGGCAUCCUUAUCGCUGUGGGGAUGCUGCUACUUGUCACUUUCGUCUUUGUGGCCGCCUACUGCAUUCGCCGACACAGCCGAAUAAAGGAUCCCGAGCUGAGUGACAAAAACAGCCAGUACCUCACUGGCCAAGGGGUCAAGGUUUAUAUCGACCCUUUCACCUAUGAGGACCCUAAUGAGGCGGUGCGAGAAUUUGCCAAGGAAAUUGAUGUUUCCUUUGUCAAGAUAGAGGAGGUCAUUGGUGCUGGCGAGUUUGGGGAGGUGUGUCGAGGAAGGCUGAAGAUUCCAGGAAAAAAAGAGAACUACGUUGCAAUUAAGACUCUGAAGGGAGGCUACACGGAGAAGCAGAGAAGGGACUUCCUUUCAGAGGCGUCCAUCAUGGGACAGUUCCAGCACCCUAACAUCAUCCACCUUGAGGGAAUCAUCACUGCCAGCUGUCCAGUCAUGAUUCUUACAGAGUUUAUGGAGAACGGAGCACUGGACUCUUUUCUACGGAUGAAUGACUGCCAGUUCACUCCCAUCCAGCUGGUGGGUAUGUUGCGCGGCAUCGCCUCUGGCAUGAAAUAUCUGGCAGAGAUGAGCUAUGUCCACAGGGACCUGGCUGCUCGCAACAUCCUCAUCAACAGCAACUUAGUGUGCAAGGUGUCUGACUUUGGCUUGUCACGCUUCCUGCAGGAGAACUCCUCUGACCCAACCUACACCAGCUCUCUGGGCGGUAAGAUCCCUAUUCGCUGGACAGCACCUGAGGCAAUAGCCUUCAGAAAGUUUACUUCAGCCUCAGAUGUGUGGAGCUAUGGCAUUGUAAUGUGGGAGGUCAUGUCUUUUGGAGAGAGACCCUACUGGGACAUGAGCAACCAGGAUGUAAUCAAUGCCAUAGAGCAAGAUUACCGGCUGCCCCCACCACCUGAUUGCCCCACCCACCUGCACCAGCUGAUGUUGGACUGCUGGCAGAAGGACCGCUCAGCGCGUCCUCGAUUUGCAGACCUUGUUAGCGCACUGGACAAACUGAUCCGCAACCCUGCAUCACUGAAAAUAGUGGCUCAAGAAGGAGCAGGGCCGUCCUACCCCCUGCUGGACCAGCGAGCACCUUUAACCCUCUCCCCAUGCGCUUCAGUUGGGGAAUGGCUGAGGGCCAUCAAGAUGGAACGCUAUGAGGACAGCUUCCUGCAGGCUGGCUUCAACUCAGUGGACCAGCUGGCACAAAUCACCACACAGGAUCUGCUACACAUGGGAGUAACUUUGGCUGGGCAUCAGAGAAAAAUCCUUUCCAGCAUUCAGACAAUAACCUUUCAGAGCAAGAACACUACAACUGUGACUUUCUAGCUGACUUGUCUUCUAGCCUGAAUGUGAACACAGCACACAGAUGUGAAGCCAUGUCCUGAGAGCGUUCUGAAUCCUCUCCUCUAACCUACUUUAACCUACUUUGACUUUAAAAAAAAAGAUGGGAGAAUAUAUUCAGAACCAUGGAAAAGAAAAAUAAACAUCAGUGGACAAGAAUGACUGAUGAGACUUGUCCAAAGACUGGCAGGAAACCAGUCACCUGGAGUGACCAGGUGAUAAAGUCAUGCAGUUUGACUCUGCCUCACUUCUACAGUUUGUGUUUAGUAUUUUUACAUCUACCAAGUAUUGGACCCGAAACAUGUGCCAAACCAAGAGGAGCGACAGAUCAGUCUUUACAGUUUCUCUAGUUUCUCACCCUUUUGAAAAUUUUUGAAAAUUGCUGUUCCAAACUGUCACUUUGACUUUUAACCAAAGGAGAAAAGACAAAAAAAUAUGCUAAUCUAAUUUUUUUUUUUUUUGUAUAUUGUUGUGUAAUUAGGAAUAAGGACUGCUUUCAUUCUUGGUAUCUUACAUUAAUCCAUCUGGAUUGCAUUACUUCACAGUUUAUGCCAAGACUGAACAUUGUAAGUGAGAUUUUAUACAUUUUUCCCCAUUUGGUUUAAACAUUACCUCCUCUUUACUCAGGUGUGAUGUGUAAUGCAGACUUUGGAGAAUGCUGUUCUUGCUAUAGUAAUACUCCUCAUCUUCCUUAGUCUGGCUCUCUCUCCACCAGAUCAGCAAUGUAUGAGGAGAAAAAAAAGGCAUAGAAACACAUCAGCACUUUUAUCAUUUCAGAGUGAAUUGUUAUCUUCAGUGAUUCCAUGCGUUUCUCUUGGGCUGUUUUUCUUUUGGAUGUUUGUGCUGGCAGCUCACAAUAAUUAUAAUCGGACUAAACAAGGACCAAAUGGACUCAGAGACCAGAGAAUGCUGUAGAUUUGGAAGCUAUCUGGCCUCAACAUGUUUUUUUUUUUUGUUUUGUUUUGUUUUGUUUUUUUUGUAUUACUGAUACUUUUUUUAAAUACUCUUGUUCUGUAUUCUCCAUUUCCCAGUGCCAUUCGUUUGUUUUUGUGGUCUUAAAUGACAAUUUUAUAAAGCAGGGAUGUCGCCUGAGUCAUUCACUUUGUCUCAUUUAAAUGUAUCUGAAAAUGUUAUUUUUAAAAAGUAAAAGGUCAUUUUAAGGCAUUUAAAUGGACAUUUUAUUAUGUUUUCUUUAUUAGUUGUCUGCUGUGGUCAGCAGAAUGUUUUUGCUUUUUGAGCUGUCCUGGAACGGUAGUAGCUAUGGCUUCAGCUAGCAUGCUGUAAUAGUAUUUCAGAGUGGGAUGCAACACUGUUUAACUAGCCAACACACAUCUUCAUAUUAUUGUUUGAAUAUUAUUUUGUGUCUUUCAAUUGUUGCUCAUUUGCAAUAACACAUAAGAUUCAGUUUUCACUUUUUACCAGCUACAAGCUAGCUGGCAGCUAACGGGUCGCUGGUGAAAGGAAGCUAAAUUAUAGCAUCCAUCUUCUCUCCCUCUACAGAGCUGGAUUAUUUUCCUUGUUCAGAUGCUGGUUCUUUGAUAGUCAGAAUGUUGUUCUUUGGUAAUGAAAAAAAUGCACAGCUCAUGUUUCUAUGAGGAACUGUUAGCAAGUGGAAUGCUAACAAAUCUGGUUAACCCCUACCCAGCCUUUUUGAGUUGCAUGUUGAAUGUUGAAAAGUUGCUAAACCAACCGCUAAAAUUCAGCACACACAACCCCAUUGUAAAAAAUGUUGAGACAUGAAAAAGAAUACAACUAUUUUUGUCAUCUGUCAGGAUACUGUUGAUGCUAACUGAGAUAUACAGAUUGGAGUAACAUAUUCUUCCAUUCAGAAGCCAUCAAAUGGCCCUGAAAUCAUUUUGUUUUCAAAGCCACAGUAAUAGUUUCAGCUCCAAAAUGCUUAAUGUUAAGCAACAAAGUGGUAAACAUACCACUAACAAGUUUUCUGGCAUUCAAAAUAACUUAAAACUGAAAAAGAUUUCUCAGUUUUAAUUAUUUGAACUGUUUCCAAUAGAGUAGAGGUUAAGCAUUUCUAGAUAACUGCACCGUGUCCCGACUUAAAUGGAAACAGGGUUGCAUGUUGAAUUUAAAGUCCAUUUGAAAACCUUUUCAAUAUGGUUUAACUUGUCCAACAUUAUAUUUUUAAGAACUGUUUCCUUGUAAUGUUGUCUUUUUGUUUAUUUUUCAAUUGUUGACUCAUAUCUAAAAGAAACAAACAAACAAACAACUAAAUACUUUCUUGCUAAGAAGAGAUCCCAUUUCUACUUGUUUUAGCUCUUCAGUAAUUUCUGCCAUAUGUGAUAGCGUUAUAAGGUUUGAAGAGGUUUAACGUGCAAUUUAGCUUACUGGCAUUCAAGAGUAAUUAAAACAUCAUGAUUAUAAUUGAUUAAGAAGUGAGGUUCUGUUUAUGACCAAAAGCAUUAAGUCCAGUUAUUAUGGCAGGACUUGGGGG